Molecule: messenger RNA, 348 nt
Organism: Parnassius mnemosyne (clouded apollo)
Lineage: Eukaryota; Metazoa; Arthropoda; Insecta; Lepidoptera; Papilionidae
Source: the annotation of a GenBank genome assembly
AUGUCUUCGCUAAUUUCGUACCAAUUCAAAUGUAUAGUCGAGACACCGUUUAUACUUGACGUCGUUAAUACCACAGAAGACCUGCCGACUCCUCCAUUAAAAGAGGAUGAAUAUACGAAGGUUUUAGAAGAGAAAAAGAAGUCAUUUGAUGAAGAGCUUGAGGAGAACUUCAAGUUGUUGAAGAAAGGAUAUUCUGAUGAAGACGUGAAUAUCGCCAGAGCAGCGAUGUCGAACAUGAUCGGCGGUGUGGGGUAUUUCUACGGAGCGGGUCGGGUUCAAUCCCCAUACACACGAGAGCCAGUGCCUUACUGGCGCGCGCCGCUGUACACCGCAGUACCCAGCAGGUAG